Porites evermanni is the source of this 21190-nucleotide messenger RNA. The record is from the annotation of a GenBank genome assembly. NCBI's taxonomy places the organism in Eukaryota, Metazoa, Cnidaria, Anthozoa, Scleractinia, Poritidae.
AUGGAUAACGACAGUGGGGGAAAAAUUCCCGUUUCCUCUCAAAACCAAGAGAGUGACUCAAGCAUAAAAUACACGAUACCGGGUAUUUUACACUUUAUUCAACAUGAAUGGGCUAGAUUUGAGAUGGAUCGCGCUCACUGGGAUGUGGAAAAGGCAGAAUUGCAGGUAAUAUAUAUAAUUUACUGUCAUUUCAGAAGCCUUUGAAUGUUAAAUCUUCUUUACAACUGUAUAAAAUACCCUGGUACGCUAUACAAUCUACGUUUGUAGCGUUUUAAGUGGGAAUUGUUGUAAACUUAACCUCCUCCUUUUGAUCAUAAAUUACCCUUCGCCUAGCUUUUCGUUGUUGACCUGAUCUUUGGAGUGUUUUUGUCCAACGUAAAGUUACUUGCGAAGUAUCAUCUUGAUAGAAUGCUUGGAAAAAGGUCCUCCAGAACCUCACCUUUUUUGUGUGAAAGCAUUAAGCCUUGUUGUCCCUUUUCGUGUAAAUGUAUCGUCGUAAAGCCGAUGAAUUACAAUCGUGCGUAUCUUUCACUUAUGCAAGCUUGAUGUUCAAUUCAUGAUAUGCAGAAAUCUUGAGAUAUAUUGGUUCUUUAUAGUUCUCAAACGAUGACCCAUUUUGCGAGUUUCAAAAUAGUUUUUCUUUGUUCUGGUGUAAUGUUCUCAUUUAAGAUCGAAGAAGACGAAGUCAUGGUGUUUUUAUUUUGAGUCCAAUUCAAUUUCAAAUGCAUUGGUUUAAGAUUCAGGCUUAUAUGGCGUGCUCUUUCGCUAACUGAAUUUUCCUUAAAUCUUUUUUCUUUGGCUCACAGUAGCUUUAAACGACAAACUAAGAUUUCUACCUGAAAAAAGCAAAUGUCAAUCUAUUUAUAUAUGUCUAUAUUAAACAAAAUAUUCCUUGAUGAUGCACAGUAAUAUUUGGAGUUGGUUCAUAUUGUGGUGUAAAGUCAGCUGCGGUGUCAAAUAAAGCUGUACAGUGUAGUAAGGGAUAAUCUCAUUUCUUUUAAGCAAAACUCGAUUGCACUGUUAAACCCCUCUUAGCUUGUUGACAAGUUGAAUGUCAAGUCUAUUGUUUGACUUGUUCUCUCCUUUGAAAAAUAGCAUUGUCCUGAAACAGUUAUUUUAUAGUCUGAAAUAUUAUUGCCUGAGUAGUGUUGUUUACUAAUGAAAUUUAGUAAACAAGCUCCAUUGAAUAGAUUAUUAUGUGUUUAUGGUGAAUGAAAUCUAGCACAAUGCUUUAGCUGACUUUUAUUGUAUCCCUUGACUUCUUAGUAAAAGUUAUGAUAGAAUUAAUAAUUCAGCGUCCAGUGGUUUAUUAAUGAAAUCAUGAUCAGAGAUUUUAAAAUCACUGAGGGGCAAUUUGAGUUCCUUUUCUUUAUUUCCAAGUGAUCUUAAUAAUUUAAUGUACUUUUUUGAAAUCAUGAACAGUAAGUUAUAAUUGGGCUAACACUUAAUAUUGUAGGUAAAAACAAAAAUACCAUUGUAAUGAAAAAGGUGAUAUUAUCUAUAUUGAAUAUUAUGGACAUUGAGCUUGCAAAUUUAAAACUAGUGCAAUCGACUUAAAAAGUCCCAUCCACUUUUUUCCUGGGACAAGCGUUUUCUUUUCCUUCAUAAAGCCAUGUCAAGGAAUUUGUUGUUUCUGACAGAAGGAAUAAUUGACCUAUAAUAGGGGCUAUUACAUGUCUGCUGUUGUAUAGCCUGCGUAACAGGCGUCGAAAGGGGUAGGGGGUAGGGGAUAGGGAGGAAGGGAAAAAGGGGAGGGGGAUUGGGGAGAGGGGGAGGGGACGCCUGCUCUAAGAAGCCCCUUUUGUUCAUAUCUGCGGAUGCUGGCGUCCGCAAAUUCCUGAUUGGCUGAGCCGUAAUGAGUAACAUAUUGAAAUGCGCGUUUCACAAAUCAACAAACAGUCGAGAUGGCAGCGGUAGACGUGAAUGUCGUAGAGAGUGUUUUGAGAGAUGUGAAUUUAUCUAGUAUUAGAGAAACUGUUUUAAAACCAGAGCAAGAAUCAGCAGUAAGGGCUCUUUUAGCCGACAGAGAUGUUCUGGCGGUUUUGCGGACCGGAUACGGCAAGAGUUUAAUUUACCAAAUGUUUGUACGCGCGAAGAACUACGAGCUAAAUGGUAAUGCGGCGAUUCUCGUCAUUUCGCCACUGAAAAGUAUUAUCGAAGACCAGUUGCAGGAGAUGGAAUUGUUGGGCUUAUAGAGCUUAUUUAAGGGAUUAGGCGCCCAUCCAGCGAAAGAUUUAGCCAAUUUAUCGAACAAUGACAUUCGCCGAUGUAACUUAGCAAUAAAAGAGGGUGGUUUUACCUCAUGCCAAAAUGCUGCUUAUAUCCAAUAAAGUUGUUUUUAUCUGCUGGGUAGAUUAUGCUCUGGUCUGCAUUUAUACUGAGCAAAAGUUAUUUAAGCCGCAUGUUUCACACUGAGAGGUCAUGACAUACAUAUCGAUUGACUGUAGUUAUUGUUUUCUGGUCGACAGGAUUUGCCCUCUGAUGCAAGCGCAAUUUCUUUGACCUCUUUUGAAACGUAAAGCUUUUUUAUUACGGCUGAAUAAGGGUUCCAAUUUUCUCCAAAGUGCCUUCUGGAUCUGAAUAACUAAGCGAAUUUCUUUAGUCCGUGAGUGUAAUGUUUUUCUGCAUGGCGAGUGUAGCGACACUUGAUUGACAGUAAGCGUAAUCGGAUUACUAGAAAAUUGGUAGGCAUUAUGCAAAAACAUAGGCUCUUAGAGCAGGCGCUCCCUUCCCUUUUCCCUUUCUCCCUCCCCCCUCCCCCUGCCCUUUUUGCGCCUGCCACGCAGGCUACUGUUGUAAGUCUAUUGUGACGACAAGUUGCUUUGUGAAGUGUUAGGUCCUUAAAAUCAAAGAUUCUGUCAUAAGCAAAAAAACUUGCUCAGGUGAAGAGCAGUCUACAUCUGUAGCUUUUAUUCAUAAAGAUGGUUUUUUUACACACCCCCAAAGGUGUACAGCUGUGUCGUGCCCUUAGGAAAGAAAAUAUUUAAAGAGACCGUGUUCCCUCAAAAAAAGAUGUGCAGGUUUCAAACUUCACAAGUCCACUCCAGUCCUAUUGUACAGCAUGCCAUUUCUCCUGGUACAGCUGUAUGUCCACUUUAGUAGGUAAUAAUGGUAUGUGAUUCAUUCAUUAUAAUAAUAAUAAUAAAAAAAACUUGAAACAAAAUUAAUCUGAUACAUAUGCUCUUUUAGAUGAAAGUGGCAGACAAAUCUGUAGGGUGCAUGUACAUUAAUUUUUUAUCUGAUUACGGUGUACCCAUUGUUUUUGACAAUCUGAUUAUUGCCUGUGAUCAAUGAAAUCGUGACUGAUUCCUGGAACUAAUUAACAGACUUCAGUGAUGUACAUCUGUACAUGUAGAUAUUCCAUACCCUAAUAAUAGUAACCAUUAAUAAUGCUUCUCAUCUGGCACAUUGUGAGUCUAAAAUUAAUACCUUGGGAAGAAGCAUGUUGAUGACUCCAUAUUAUUAAUACAUUGCUGAGGAAAGCUGUUGAUGCUACAGUGUAUGUGAAUAUGACCAUGCCAUAGGGCUGUAGAGCUUGUGCUAAACAUGUGGAUGCCAUUAUCUUAUUUUCAGGCACGUAUAGCAUUUCUGCAAGGGGAGAGGAAAGGACAGGAAAAACUCAAACAUGACUUGAUUAGAAGAAUUAAGAUGCUGGAGUAUGCUCUCAAACAGGAAAGGUACUAUAAACUUCGCAGCUCUUCAAGCUGCAAACAUUUUGGCCACCAAGCUGAUUAGAGAUAAUUUUGGGCAACUAACAUUGCUGCAAAAGUCACCACUUUGGCCAUCUGUUUUCAGUGGUCAUCUGCCAAGCUUUAGUGUUUAUAAUGCUCUUUGGUGCUUUUAGUGCUUUUUAAGGUCUUUUUACAGCUCAAUUGGGAUUUAUAAAUCGGGGCUUGAAAGAAGUCUGGCCCGGUAGUCCGGGACAAGUGAAUUUUCUUAUUGGGCAAGUCAGGGCUGUGCUCUAGCAGAGCCCGGUGGCCCCUGGUCUGUAACUUUUGUCCUUGGGCGACUAGAAAAUCUCAGAUUCUUCAUACAAAUCAUAUGCUGGGCACCCUAUAUUUUACAGUUUCAGAGCACUGGGCUCCCUUCAAUUUUCCUUAGAGCACAGCCUUGGGGCAAGUAACUUUUAAAGCUUACUUGCCCCAUGACUUGUCAUCCUCCAACAAAAUCAUUAACUAAGACAAGCAGGAAGUGGCCCUGGGAAAGCAAUUGGUGAAAGCUUCUUUCCCAGUGGACAUUAAGCUGGAAUUCAAAUAUUUUGUGAGCCCUAAUAAAAGUUUGCAUGAAACAUCAUUAAGUGCUCCAUUUUCUUUAAAAUUUAUCUAUUUUCUCUUUGUUAUCCAGGUUUAAAGCCUUGAGAUAUCACAUUAACACUCAAAUUUCAUUGGAAUAUUUGGGCUGCUGUUUUCAUUAUUUCAAACCUUUCAUGUAAUGUUGCAUCAACUGUCGCUCCAUUUUAUUGGCCUCCAAUAUGUUACGUCUGGCCACCAUUUUAUUUUAGGUCACCAAAAGGCAGCUUUAAAGAAACUUGAGUUUGGGGCACAGCUUGUUUUGUUUUAGUUAGUUUGUUUGUUUUUUUUCACAGUCGUAAUUCCACAUGUUGUAAGAUCUAUAUAUCAAACCCUUUGACUAAGGCGCCUCUCUAUAAAGGACAGCUCAUUUGGUCCCAAAGAUACUGUUCUCAUACAAUUCCGUAAUAUUUCUUCUCCUGUAAUACACUGUACACACUCUGGGUGCCUUGUCUCUUUGGUAUUCAUAUUGGGCAGGGUUGUCACUAAGGUUUCAAGUUGCUGGGUAAAUACAACAAGUAGGCGGGGAAUCAAACGGCUAGGGAUUUCUUUUGGUUCUAUUUUUCUUCUAUUUUCCAAUAAAAGUAGCCGGGGAAAAUCCCUGGCCCCCAGCUCUUAAUGACAACCCUGUUGGGUAGGCUUUGCUGUUACAUCCAAUAGUAUUUUAAAAUCAAGCUGUGACUGCCGUGGUUGCCAUAAAAGAUAAAAACAUUAUUUGUACAAUGAUAUAAAGAAUGAGAGAAAAUUUUAACCUCAAUAAAGAAGUGAGAAAAGAUUUAAUCAACAUGUCACGAAUGUGGGACAGAAAAAAAAUCUGUGUCCCUGAUAUGAAUUUGAGCCUAUGACCGUCCACACACUGGUUGGAUGCUCUAACCACUGAGUUACAUUCAUCUAGGUUAGGCCAUACUCAGAAUUUUUCUGCACUCUUGACAUGUUGAUUACUUUCUUUUCUCAGAAGGUAUAUUGUUUGUAUUUUGUUCGUAAUCAUGUAAUUUUUACUUCCUUGUUACAGGGCAAAAUAUCAUAGAUUAAAGUAUGGUACAGAUUUGUCACCAGAAAAAGUAAACAAGGAAGAAGAAAUGGUAAACCAGGAGCCUUGCCAUGAUGCAAAUACCAAUAACAGUAAACAAGGAGUCAACUGGCGACAGGGGCGUCAACUUUUGCGGCAGUAAGUUUAGUCCUUGGUAUUUGCAUCCUGUAUUUCCUGGAAUACUGUAUGCACCCAUGCUCUAAUUAAUGAACAUCCUCCCCCGAAUAAGCGCCCAAAUAUUGAAUAAGUGCUUCCUUUAAAUAAGCGCCCCUCCCCUCCCCCGUCACUUUCUACAUGUAUAAUGGUAUUACAAGGAAAACCUGUUUCUAUGUAUUGCCACUUUAUUGAUAACUCUGUUUGUGAAAACUGUAAUGGGACUAAGGUAUGCUGAAUUACUAACAGGAGAACUUAAUAAGCUCCCCCCUUGAUUAAGGGCUCUCCUUCAAAUUAGCACCCAUCCUUUUAGCCAAACUUUUAAUUAAGCACCCUGGGCAUUUAUUCACGGAAAUGCAGUAUUUAGUAAAAUAGUUUUAAAGCUGGUGAAAAUCCUAGACAAAGGCAAAUGUGAUGCAGUUUGUACGAGGAGCUUUCAUUUAGUCCAGGGUUGGUAAUGGUUUUAACAACCUGUUAUUGUCUAUUGUGCACAGUGCCAAAAAAAUUCACAAUAACAUUACGAUUAAGUUCACAAUAACAUUUAAAUAACCAUGACCACAUGGCUGGUGCAUUUGGCUAUCACGCUAGUGAAUUUGGUUUAUAAUUUGCGUGUUGAGCAAGCAAAGAUUUUUGGGGAAUUCAAGUUACAGAAGAACUGUGAUCAAUCUUGUUUAUAAAAAGUUCACCAGACGUUUGUGGGAAAGAAACCUGUGACAAAGCCUUGAGAACAUCUGCGUGGGAGGGGAGGCUAGGGUUGAUAUGAUUAUUAGUGUUUGACGUUGCAUUGUUUUUCCAGGUAUCUUCAAGAGGUUGGGUACACAGACACUAUUUUAGAUGUGCGCUCAUCACGUGUAAGGUCUAUUCUAGGCCUCUCAGUGGCAGAUUCUACUCCCGACCAUCCUCAUACUAAUGGAAUUUCUGGUAAAGGUCGUGGAGACGAGUUUGCAGUUAUCGACGAGAAUGCUCGGUCUCCUAAGAGAAUAGAAUCGAGUAGAAAACUUUCAGAAGAAGAAGCUGAUGGUAUGAUUUCUAUACCCCCUGGAAAACGGUAAGAUGCUCCAUGUCAAAAAAAAAAUACCUGUGCAAUUUAGAACCCUCCUCUCUUAACCCAUUUAAAUCCCAAGAGUGAUCAACACUAGCUUUCUCCUAACAAUAUUUACACAUCAUCAAGAGAGAAGGAAAAAUUUCUUUGAUGGUUUAUCAAAUUGUGUUAACUAUUUCUGUAAGGAAAUGAAUGGAGAUCACUAUGGAAAAUUUCUAUUUGUGUGUUUGAAUAAAAAUCAUAAUUAUUCUGAGCUAUGCUGCUGCAGGAUGUCACAGGUUCAGAGCAUUGGGUCCCCUUAUUUUUCUUAGAGCUUAAUUUUGUAAUUAAGGAAACAAUCAGUCUUGAACUCAAAUAAUCUUGGUUUGUAACUAAUACCCCUUUUUGUAGCAGCAGGCAGGAUCAAUAAUAUUACUGUAACUGUUAUUUUUAUCCCCCUCCCCUUUAUUGGCCAACCUCAUACAUGUUUCUCAUUUUCACAUUAUUUCACAAAGCAUAAAUUUUUCCGCAAGUUAAUGUCCUCAGUGAAUGACUUGAAUCUUUUUCCAUCUUUGGUACUAUGGCCAGAAAGUUGAAGGAAAGCUCUGUGUAUGUGACAAAGUCCUUCUGUAACAGAAUUGUCAUCACCUAGUUUCAAGGACUGGUAUGAGUCUGUGUAUUGUGGGAUAAGCAACAGGAGACCCACUUGGUCAGCAAGAGGAAAGCAAGAUUUGUAAAAUUCUGAAGUUUGGUGUUGAUCGGGCCAGUAGUGAAAAAGAUACACUGUACAGCUAUUUAAAAACUUGAAAAUUUACUAAGAGAUGUAUGGAUUGCCAGACACACAGUCUGGAAGUCCAUGUAUUUCUUAAGAAAUUGUUAAAUUAGUUUUUGCUGAAUGGCUGUAUCUUGAACUUUUCAAAUAUAAUAUUCAAGAUUUUUCGAAUGAAUUUUCAAAUCCUUUGUCAUUUUAAUAAGCAAAAGGAAUCCUUGCACGCAUUUAGAAAUAAUGCUGAGGGGCAUUCAGCACACCUCAUCUAAUUUUCCAUUGAGCAUCUCUGCCCCUACUCCAUGGGAUUCAUCCCCUCACAACACUUAGGAUUCUAGCAACUGGAAAAAGUGAAAGUGGCUACAAUGAAGACCUUAUUUCUAGUCGCAUUCUCGAUUAAUCUGAAUCUCUGUUUUCCUGACUUUUUUAUCCAGGUCCAAAGAAUUGGGAUGAUCUCAUAUUCACAUUUUACUGUUCCAGAUUGCAUCUGAUUACAUUAGUAUGUGACACAGUGGUACAUGUAUUCUUUCAACAGGCCUCCAGUGCGACCAGGCAGUUCUAGAGAUGCUCCAUUAGAUGAUGAUUCUGAAACAGAAGCAUCAGUACUUGCAAACUUUGAUUUCCUCCAGAAUGAUGUAGAAGAUGAAGAAGAUAAUGAUGAUGAGUUAGACGAUGGAGGGAGUGCUGAUGAUGAAUCGGAGGAUAGAGAUGACAUGAGAGUGGGAAGAAGAUUUGCCAAGAGAGCGAAACCAGGUUAGUUACUGUGAAUUGCAGUGUAGUGCCCUUGAUUUUUUUGGAGUUGAGAGUUGGCACUUGAAAUGGGGCACUUUUUGCAUUUUUAACCUGUUUACUGUUGGAAAUUUGAAUAGCUUUUUUGGACAAAUUAAUCUGUUUUUGUUUAUAAAUGCGUCUACCUUAGAAAGCCUUUUAGUUAGGUCAUCCUAAAAUAAAUUAACACAUUCCUUUCCCUUAAACAAAAUUUCACUGAAAUUUAACCCAAUAACUGGAAAUCCUGCUAACUCAAACUGUUUUCGUUUCCCGUCAGAGUUUAAGUUACCAGGGUUCCACUGUAGUUCAAUGUCAAAAGUGAAUUGGGCUUUUUCCUGGCACUCCUGCAUUUACUGUAACAUAGUCAGGGCUGUCAAUAAGGUCAGGUAGCUGGCCAAAAUUGCUGGCUAGUUAGCCAUCCUUAGCCAGCUACUUUCAUCUCCUUCUACCAUAACUGCUAACGAAAAAUAAGCACCAUCGAAUAAAAUUGUAAAUCAUCCAUUUCCUAGUUUUGAAAGUCAUUGAAUGCAUAUUUAAACUGGUUUAGAUCUGUGAAAUGUUAGAACCAUGCGAUGUCAUGGAAUGCCUGGGACAUUUUGAUGGCAUUUUUCUCAGUCUUACAUGUACAUCUAUACUGACGAAACAACAUGGCGUCUGCAGUGGAAAAUACCUCUUAAAAAAACCCCUGGAAAGGCCAUAUUUCAAAAUGUCCCUAGAUGCCUCAGCUCUCAAGAGCUUGUGCUUUUGGUGCGAGUUCCAAAGCCGCCUACUCUUCAUUAUCAGCCUGCUACUUAAAAACUUUUUGGCAGCCCUGAUUGUAAGAAGUGAUUAAUUUUUUAGCAAUAUUUAUUUUAUUCUUUUUUAUGUUUUUUUUUUUUUUAAUUAAGAUGUGAGCAAAGAUGCUGUUGAAGAAAUGUUAACUCCUGAUGAGGAAACAGCAGAUGCGCUUGCAGAAUUUGAUUUUGUGAUGGGUGAAGACUCAGGCUCAGAAACAGACGUAACAGUGAUUGAAAUGGAAGACAAUAAUGAUGUAGAUAUUCACAUGCCAGAGGAACCUACAACACAAGGUUUUUAUAAUAAUUUCUAUCAGAACCUUAAUUAUAGCCUGCAUCACAGAUUUACAUUCUAAUCUAACUCUGGCUAGUUAGGUCUGCUAAGCAGCACAGAGCUCCUUGUUUUGAACUGCCAACAGACUCAAUGACUUACUGGAAGUACAUUUUGAAUUUCCCUUCAUGCUGAUUGGUAAAUUGACAAUGGAUUUUUAAACAGGCUAAUCAUUGUGCGUGCUCAAAUCCUUGUACACAGGUGGGGCUCAGAACAAGGAUUUCAGCACAGACUUAACCAGAGGUUUACUUUCAUCUGUGGCCAGGCUACUUUAUUAAAAAGUGCAUGUUUGUCUUCAUUCCUUGUCAAUACCAACUGGAUCAUUUAGUCCUCUCAUUAAUGGAUUGCUUUUACAAGUUUCUUCUGUUAAUACUGUGAAUUAUGGACAUUACUCUUUUUUAUAUUAUGCACUGAAAAUCUGGAACAGUUUACCUGAUCAUAUUAAAUACUCUGAAUCUGUUUCCACUUCAAAGCAACGUUUGAAGACUUUUUUUUUUAGAAGUAAUUACUGUACUUAAUUCAUUUAGAUUAAAUGUGCCAUAUAAACCUAUUGUUAUUAUUAUUAUUAUUAUCAUCAUCAUUACAGGAGAUGACUUGCAAUGUUGAUUUUUAGCGCAACAUAGCGUUGCACGAUUGUUGCGACAUAGUUUCGAAUGUUUACAGCAUUGUUCCAACAUUGCAUUGCUGUGUUGUGCUAAAAAUCGUUUUUGAGAAUCGUCCUGUAGGUUAUCAGCAUCAAAUUCCUUCUUGGAAUAAGGGUUAUUUACAGCUGUAUUUACUUCUUUAUGUUGCUUUUGGGCAGCCUGCAAAGGAACUUGUUAUUUAAUUAUCAAAUUUUUGGAAACAAUCUACCACUUAGAGUUUGUAUGCAAGACACAUGUUGCAGUUUACAUGAAGCUUUAUGAUUAUUUCUCUUCUGUCUAGAACUUAAAAAAAAAAUGAUUAUUUUUAUGCCAAUAAAUACAGCUGUUACAUAUACUGUAAUGUUUUAGUAGUAUGCUUUUCUUGUAUUUUGUUUUUUAAUUGUUUUUUCUCUCUUCAGAAAGCAGAGAUGAAACAGAUACCCAGGUUUGUGCUUUUUACAGUUCAUGGCUAUUCAUGAGAUUUUGUAGAUGGUAAAUGUGCAAUCUACAUAUGUAACUUUGAAUUUAAAGAAUAAUCAUGGUAGGAUUGUGGUUGAUUAGUUUGUGUGAUUUGAUGUUCUAGAAUGAGUGGGGAGUUGAUUCAACGUACUUGGCAAAGUUAAAGGAACAGUACAAGAAAGAGAAGAAAAACAAAAAGAGCCCAAAAAGUAAGCAAGUUCCAGCAGUCAAUUGGCAGCAAAGUUAAAAGGGGUAACGUUGCAGGACUAAAAAAGCUGAUUAAUGUAAAAUGAUAUCUUUGCACUUUCCUUUGAGCAAAAGACACAAGUACCAACUCAAGGCUUGAAUUGUCAAAAUACAGUGUUUUUUGUGAGAUUGCCCAUGAAAGCCUUAACCUCAUUUCAUUUUGUGGCUUACUGACAGAGUAGAAUUGCUAGAAAGGUCUCUUGCAGUGAGUUUAAUAUUAAUUUUCAUGUAUUAUUAUAAUCCUAUACACCCUGUAAGGCUUCCUAACAUAUGAAUCAAAUGGAUGAUGCAGGCCUCAGAAAAAACCUGGAUUACAGCAUGUCCUUUUUGGGAAAGCAUUUCUGACAUUUUACUUGCCUGUGGCCACUUCUUGCUCAUCUUUGUUAAUGAUUUUGUCAGAGGAUGACUUUCCUGGGCCCUUGCCCAUUGGGCAAGUGAGCAAGAAAUGUUUCCUACCCAGCAAGAAAAUGUACUUGUCCCCAACUACCCAAUGGGACUUUUUUCAAGCCCUUAUAAUGUGUAAUUUUUUUCUUUAAUCAUAGGACCAACCAAGUCAGUGCUUCAGGCCAUGCUGGCAAAUCUAGAAGGAGAAGAUGAAAUGCCACACUCUGCUCCUGCCCCUCCCAUCAUAAACAUUCCACCCCCAGUCAGACUAAGUGGCUCUCGUGCUACGUCAGAGAUUCCACCCAUAGUUAGUGUUUCAGUACCAAGUAGUUCGUCAGGUGCGGGCACAACCGCAGUGGAUGAACCUUUUGAGAGUGCACUAGGUCUUGGUGAACUGGCAAGUCUUACUGUGUCCAAUGAAGCUGAAGCACUCUCUUAUGAAGUAAGUGUCAAUGUUAUUUGUAUCCCACUAAAACUGUAUCACAAUAAUUUAUUUGAAACAGUUCUCCAAGCAGUGACGAUUUUUGUUACUAUGGCAAGUAAAAAUAACAUUUGGUGACUAAACUUGCAGCAAAAGUCACCAUUUGGUCAUGUGCCAAACCAUAGUUCUCUUACUUCUUGUAAUUUCUAAAGCUAAACUGAGGUAAACAUUUGCAUUCAAUAUUAUUUAUGCUCCAUUUUCUUCUCUUUUACCAAGGUUUUCAAGGUUAAGCCUUGAGAUGCCAUUGUGCUCUUCCAAUUCUGUUGCAAUAGUUGGGUAGCCAUUUUGAUUAUUUCAAACCCCUCAUGAAGUGUUGCACAAGGUGUCCUUUUCCCUCUGGCUGCCAAAAUUUUGCAUCUGGCAACCUUUCUAUACUUUUAGGUCACCUAAAGGCUGCUUUGAAGAAAGUUGAUCUUUGAGUACUGAGACACUGUUUUGGUAUUCAUCAGGGAGCUUUAGCAACAACUAUGGCGAUGGCAACAACCCUGGCAAAAAAGCAGUAGAUUUGAUAAGCAAAACAACAACUCAAAUUGAACAAGAUGGAAUAAGAAAGAAGUUAGAAGCAACACAAAUUCACUUUUUGUUUGAGGUUUUGCUGCCGUUACCAUUGUAAAUGGUAAAACUCCAUAUUACUUGCACAGUACUCAUACCCACAAUAAGGCUGUACCAUCAGUUACCCAGUUUUAUUAUAUGGAGGAGAGUGUUUUACUGGGAACUAAACCACUCGUAGAUUCCAUACGCCACUUCAUCCGGGACCCGAGUGGCGUAUUUUCCGUAGGUCACCUUUGCGAGUGUCGUAUCGUUCAAUGACGUCACGAUUCCCGCCUUUUGCUUUUGUUGAAUUGGUUUCUCCAUAUAAUAAAAAGAACAUUACAGGUUGGCUCGAAGAUAUGAAUUUUAUGUUCGAGUGGCAAGAACAAUAUCUCACUCGUUCGCUUCGCUCACUCGUGAGAUAUUGUUCUUGCCACUCGAACAUAAAAUUCAUAUCUUCUCACCACCGUGUAAUAUCCUCUAUAUAUGUACAGCUGUAGUCACAGGCAUGAUGUAUACUCUGUACAGUUAAUGAUGCUAUGGAAUCAAAGAUAUUAGCAGCUAGUAGUUUAACAGGGUGUUCAUUAGGCAUUCAGGAUCGGAUAAUUCUCUGUUUACUGCAUGGAAUUCCCCGGCUAACAUUUGAUAGCCUCUGACUACUUUUGUGGAGCCUCUUUCAAAAGUUACAGCUUUCUCCUGCUACUGGAAUUCUUGAGGAAAACCCUGGUUUAAUAAGAAAAAAUCAGGAGACACCAUAAUUGGUUGAUUAGGUUGGAGGGCUUGAAAUCUGUCCCAGAGCACCCAGUUCCAAUCUCAUCAUCACUAGCUAGAAUUGUUCUUACUGGCUCCAAGUUCCACUCCUUAGACACAUGUUAUAAUAUAUUUGUAUCAAAGCUACAAAUAGAAUUUUUAUCAGAAAGUAUACAAUGUAAGUUCAGUGAGAGUUAUUGAGGUGCAGUGGUCAUGAUGUACAUUUAAUAUUAAACAUUGUUUUUCUUUAGGUGAGUGCUAAGGAAGAAUUUAGAAAGACAUGGAGCCCAAAGUACACAUUAAGAAGGUACCCAGAAAUGAAAAGGUUUCCUGUAAAUAUAUUUUUUGUUAACUUCAAAACAGAGCUGCACAUACAGAUUUAAUCAUUCAGAGGAAGACGUGUGUCUUGAUUGCUCAGUUGUAUCAAGCCUGGUUCUUGUUAGCCACCUGCUUACAUUGGGUACCGGUGACGUAGCUGUUGGUCCUGCCUCAGAUACUGUCAUAAGAGCCAUUACAAGUUGAUACUGCUGGCAUGCCUGCAAGGUUGUUUAAUGGCUGGUAUGGCAACUUGAGGUCUUAUAUCGGAAUAGUAUCCUUGGCAAUAUGGGCAGUUAUGGAGGUAUUUUGGGUGUACCUUCAUGAGACUGCAAACCAGGCCUUACUCAGACAAAAUUAAUAGAAGUAGUGCUGGAAGUGGUGAUGGACUCAAGUCAUAAUCUUUGGACAAGUUUUUCUUCUUCGUGCUCAUGAGCAAAAUAAAUAGCAUCAAUGUUUACAUUUCCUGUAGCUGUGGAUUGUUAUAGGACCCUUGUGGGACUGUUAUUAUUUUCUUCAUCCUUAUUUAUAUAUUUAUUAUUUUGAUUGUAUAUUUGAAUUUAUUUUGCAGUCACUUUGACAGUAUAAGGUCUCUUUAUUUUCACCCGACUGAAGCUGCUCUCAUAACGGCUUCAGAAGAUCACUCACUAAAAUUAUGGAAUCUUCAAAAGACUGUACCACAGAAAAAGUGAGAUUUUUAAAUUCUAUUAAUUUUUAUUUCAAAUAGUUAUUUAUUAGCCUGUGCCACAGACAAAACAGCUGCGAAACAGCGCCAAAAAUGAUCCUUGUUUGGUUCCGGGCUUCCACCUGUACACCAAGAUUUGAGUACGUUCCAUGAUUGGCCUGUUAAAAAUCCAUCGUUGAUUUACUAAUGAGGAUAAAAGGAAAUUCGAAACACACUCCCGGUGACUCCUUCAGCUGGUUUGGGGCCGAGAACAAGGAUCUCGCCGCUGCUUCGCAGACGUUACUAACCGAGGUCAGAUUACGUUUGCAACGCAGGCUAUUAUUUAUAUCAGUAAACUUAAACUCUGUUUUUUAAGAAAAAAAAAAACUGCUGGUAAACCUCAAGUGGUAGCAGUAGUCAUUAACUGGUUUCAAUUAAUAUUCUCUAAGUGACAUCAAUGUAAUUCAGUUACAUGUGGCAGAAAUUUCCCUGCAAAACACUGGUAUAGAGUGCGUUAUAAAACUAAAAAAUGCUUAUUGUACUCUUGGUUGACAACGUAGAAUAAAUGCACAUUACCUUUCUAUUGAUUCAUAGAAUUUCUUAAACUUCACAUCAAACUUCUUAACUCAAACUAUUAAUUUUUCUCUUGGGAGUCAUGGUGAUACAGUCGACUCUCUCUUAACGCACACCUCAGUAAAACGGACACCACGAGUUGUUCCUUUUCUUUCUUGCUCUCUUUAUUUUGCAGUCUUCAACAUGUGCAAAGCAGGCAUCACUCUAAGAUAGACACUUAGUGCCGGUCCCAAAUCUGUCUGCCUUGAGAGAGUUGACUGUAGUAGCAGCCAGAACAGUAAUACAAUCAACUCUCACCUUGCGGACACCCUGCUAUAACGGACAUCCCAAUAAAUCAGACAGCAGCUAAAUCCCAGGCAAAAAUAUUUUGCAGACGUUUGACUGAAAUGAACUCCCGCUAUUGCGGACUCUCGCUAAUGAGGACACUAACUCAAGGUCCCUACAGGGUCCAGUAUACAAAAAGUUGACUGUACCAGAAUGCUAAUAAUGAUGAGAAUAAAAAGUACACUGCUCCUCUGCUACUCUGUAUGGUUCAGGGCUGGGUUGUUCAAAGCAGGGUUAAGUAAACCCAGUGUUAGUGCGAAAUUUGAUUUCAUAUAUGAAAGCUUGGGAAGCAAAUUCAGUUGUAUUCUUUUUGCCUACAAUUGAUGAUUGGAUGCUCUAAAAAGAAGAGAGAAAAUUAUCCGGGAAAAUGCUUUUGAACAAAAGAAAGAGAAACCUGGGUAAAAAACUAACCCAGGGUUAGCGCUAAUGGGCCUUCGAACAACUGGGCCCUUAAUGAUGUCAGCUGUGGAAAUCCUUUGCCCUAUGUAUGCAUGUCACAGAAUACAUACAUGUAGUGAUGUUUCUCUGUCUUUUCAAAUUUACAGGAGCAAUAUUUUAGAUGUUGAACCAAUCUACACUUUCAGAGGACAUAGGUAACUUCAAGAAAAAUCACUUAUUGACUUCAUCGUAUUCUUCCUUAGGGAGCUUAAGUAACCACAAGGGUAGUGGCAAUUGGAAUGUCAAAAAGCAUUGUUUGUUUAAUAAUUAUGCAAAAUAACUUUUCACAAUGAUACGAAUGUUUAAUUUGUAAUGAAACAGUUUUUGGAGGACUUAAACAUUAUUUCGCCACAAAUGUUUCUCGAAAAAUGUAGUCCAAGAGGAAUUUCCCCAUACUUUACAAACUGAGGAAGUUAGAAGGUUAAAAGAAAAUAAAUGCAUGCUUAUAAGUGACGCUUUUGUUGCUGUUACCGUUACGGUUAGGCUCGCUAUAACGACCGCUUGUUUUAUGUGCCUUCACGAAAACUGUGUGGGUUGUGGCAGUGGGGGAGUGAAAAGAAAAAAAAAACAUCCCUACCUAUCAACUGAAGUGAUUGGCCAUUGUUAGCCAUUUAGGUAUUUUAAGUCGUGAGUGAUUUCUACUUUACAGCCAUCAGAAGAGACACCUCUGCUUCAUUUUAUUAAUCAUGAAAGAAUUUUCAGGGAGACUGGGUGCUAGUAGCACACGAUUUCCGGGACUGAGUAUCAGCUUUAGUAACGAUUACCCUGUAUCAGGCGCUCGGAUAGUACCUGGACGUUGGGAAAACCCGCGGGUUUUUCACGUCAGUUGACAUAACUAUGUUGGAGCCUGGAAAAGGGUGGAAGGGGGCAAACCCAGAAAUCUCAUCACCAGGUGUUGCGUAGCUUACUGCAGGGAUGAAUUGGUGAAACCAUGGGAAGGUGAAAUACAAGAAUAAAAUUUCCAAAGUGUAAACUAUGAUUUAAAAAGCGUGUAGUAAGGUUUUUUGGGGGGCUGGACCAAUACUCAGGUCUUUGACUUUGCCCUGCAAACUGCUAGAACUUCGCGUGGCUCGAAUGACAUCGUAGAGUGGCGGUCCCGUCUCCAGUGAAGUCCUCAAUCAGUACUUUAACACAAAAUACAUUGACACUCUUUUUUUUCCUUUUCCCAGUGCACCUGUUCUAUCUGUUGUAAUAAAUUCCACAAGUGAGAUGUGUUUCAGCGGGAGCGCUGACUCAACAAUUAUCUGUUGGGGUAUCCCCUCUCUUGAUAUCGAUCCUUAUGGACCUUACCGUAAGUUUUCAAAGUACAGUAUUUAUUUGAUUAUUUAUGUCACUUAUUAUUUCUUUCCUUUCUUGUUUUGGCAUUUUGCUAAAAAGGUGGUGGAGCACUUAAUGGAGGGGAGGGGGGGGGGAGGUGACUAACGUCAUGUUUUUCCUUUGACAAACUGAAAUAAUGAGUUUGUAAAGCAUAUGGCUGGCACGUAGAGAAAGAAAGAAGUGGAUCUGAUAUACUGUAGAAGAAACUAUUCUGCUGUAAUGCUUCUCGUGUACUCAACGUUUGGAAAAAUGUGAACGAAAAAUCAGACGAUUUCCUUGCAAUAUCCACGAUAUCCUUACUAUGUAUUAAUUCAGUCAGAGAUUUUAAUUUGGUGUGUCCCACAAUUUUAGGGUCAAAUGUAUUCAAAAUAUUGAGGGGAGAUCGGGAGCGCUUAUUUUAUUGGGCACAUUUCCUAGUUUGGCCAAUGGGUGGAGGAUUAAUGGGUGAAACAUGCGUGUCUUGUUUGUUUAAAGGAAGCGGAAGUGUAUAUUUAAUUGACAAUAAAAAUGUGGAAUUUAUUUAUUUCCAGAUUCUGAAAAUAUGAGUGCCAUCCUUGUUGCACACACCGAUGCAGUAUGGGACCUAGCAGUGCAGACUGGUUCGCUGCAGUUACUCUCUGCUUCAGCAGAUGGAACCUGCAAGCUUUGGAGUCCCACGCUAAAAUCACCUUUAUUAAACAGCUAUGUCCCUGGACAAGGUAAGUGGUGUCUCUAUUGGUCAGCUCUCACUUCGUUUCAAUUAUCUCGCCGUAAGAUUUCAUGACUAUCUAAAAUGUUACCGUCAGAUUACAUGGUAACCACGUGAUAUGGUACUUUUUCUUAUUCCAAAAAGACUUGUCGAUCAAACCAUAAUAAAGAACUAGUCUAUCUCUUUCAUACUUAGCUGUAGGAAUGGUAAUUGCUUUGAAUUGGUUGUGCACAUCAAAGCAUUUUGUCUUGUCCCCCAAGUGUCUAGUCGCAAAUUAUGCAACGUAUUGAACAGUACCAUGGGAAGGUUUUUUUCGCGUUAGUUUAUGUUUGGGUGAUCAAACUACUAAGUUUAAAAGUUUCUACUGCCUAGUACAACAUAAUAAACAGUAUCGGAAAUUCGAUAAAUUCGUAUCGGGAUUUCGUCCACCGACUGAAAAGUUAGAACCACCUUGUACAGUAGGAGGGUAACUGUCUUUUGAAUGGUUUAACCAGUGAUUCCAUGUUUUUCACUCCUCAAUAGCUGAUGGCGUUCCCACAUCAAUCGACUUUAUUCGCACUGAGACAUCUCAGAUGGUUGCUGCGUACUCAUCUGCUCAGUGUAUUAUUUAUGAUCUGGAAACUGCUGCUCCCGUAGUAUCAUUCGACAGCGCAAAAACAUACAGUAAGUUGAUAGUGUGCUUUAGUUUCACUACAAGCUUAUGGUUAGUUCAACAUAGUCCAAUGUUGGAAGGGCUAGGAAACUAUCUAGCGUGAGAUAGGAUGGCCUGCGAGCAAGGUCUCCUGUUUGGCCGUUCGAAGCGAGCCGCGAGGGGCCGCGGAAAGGCCCCCCGCUUUCGCGUGCCUCUCGCGCGUCUACUUUUCACGAUAGGAGAUGUCUGCACGCAGGCAAAUAAUCACUACAGCAGAGGUAAUCGACAAACAGCACCUGACGACGACCAGCAGAAAACAGUCAAAACGUUGCGUUCAACGAUUAAAAAAAGUUUUAAGCGACUAUCGUGAGACAAACGAUAAACGGAGCUCAUCAUUCGCAAAUAGUUUUGAUAAUGUUCGUGCAAAAAUCACCUAAAAAUCCUCAUGGUUAUUGUUACAUUACCUGAUGAAGUUUGUUUAUAUCUUCAUAACUCUACAGGAGUACCCAUUGUCCAGUUCUGGCCCCUCUCUCUCUCUGUCACGCAAUGCUAGGAGGGAGGGACCCUCUCUCACGGCGUUGCGUGACAGAGAGAGAGAGGGGCCAGAACUGGAUUAGAGUGCCCGGUAUUUUGUGAACGGUGGGUAAAGGCACUAAGUAAUGACUCCUGCACAGAACUAAGCUGAAAACAACAAUAUCUUCUCGUGACAUAGCCCCUUUAAGACGUGGGACUGACGUUGUUUUUUGAAGCGGGGCUCGAAAUUGACGCUCGCAAACUCACAAAAUGCGAGUGAUUUGGAUAAUCUGCGAGUGAAAAAAAUAUCCACUAGCAAACGUUUUCGAGUUAGAAUCAUCCAUGUCUCUCAAACAAAAGGAAAGAAUUUGCUAUUGGUCUCACCAGUUUGCUAGUGGAAAAAAAUCUUACUAGCAAAACUUUGCAAGUGCACUAAAAAGUUAACUUCGAGCCCUGUGAAGUGCACUGCGAUGUAAAGGAAUAAUGGGCAGGAGUAGCUCCUCAGCACGCUCUGGAUGGUUCAUUAGGGUGCUUAAGCAGCAACGCUUUUGAGCGACGCACGUCAACCGGAAGUGAGCUUUUUUCUCUCCUAAUAUGCCUUGACACGGCCAAAUUUGUAUUGCUAAGUGUCUUUACUCUUAUAGAGAAGAUUUACCCAAGAAUUUGCUCAAAAUUACGGCUCAAGUGUGCAAAAAAUCUACUUCCGGUUGACCUGCGUUGCUCAAAAACGUCGCUGCUUAAGUUCCCUAUUAGAGACCUUUACAUGUAGAUUCGAGGACGAGAACGACUACGAGUACGAGAUUUGACUUGAAGUUUUUUUCGCGUAUUCUCAAAGUAUAAACUUCCCGGAAAGCUUCAUUUUACCAUAUUUCAUUAGAAAAGUUUGCACUGUUAUCGUUAGUGAAGGAGUCUACGCGCUUUCCCGAUCGCAAAAUGAUAAAACUCUAACAUUUGGUAACUUCUCUUCGCCACCACGACAUUCGCGCUAAAACUUGUAGUAGAAUGACGACAGCUACCACAUUUUCCGGCAAAAAAUGACGCUGGUUCUCGCGCGAGCACUACGUAGUAAUGAGAAAAUCUUGUAUUCGUAUUCGUAAUCGUCUUAGAAUCUAAAGCUCUCUCCUUUCUUAUAAAAAGAGCAGGUUCUUAUCCUAAUAUUUGAAACUUAGAACUGCCUCCAGUUAUUUAGUUAACAUUACACUCGUUAGUAAAUAAGCUAUUUUCUAGUUGCCCCAAGCGAGGUUAAGUGCGCAGCUAUUGAUGUGAAAGUGACUUUUUAUUCUCGUACAAAUAAAACAAAUUUUCACAAGAAAGGUUUUGCACUUAGCCUCGUUUUGGAGGUGAGAGCUUUUGGAACUCGGAAAUGGGCUAUUACUAUCACUGCCUUUUUUACUCGCAGAUAAUUCACCGUCAACUCAAAUCAACAAAGUAGUCAGCCACCCCACCCUCCCCCUCACAGUCACUGCACAUGAGGACAGACAUAUACGCUUUUUCGAUAACAAUUCUGGUAAGUAUAAACAAAAUCAUACAAGCUGGUUGGUUCUAUUGUUGAAUUCCGAUGUGUAAUCAAAUGAGAAGUGUAAAAGGAAAGUAAUUCGUGCUUUUUAAAAGUUUUGGCAAAACGCAAGUGAAAUUAUCUCCUACUUUCUUGAGUAUACCAUGUAAUUACCAAUCACUUGUCUGUCAUGGGUGACAAAUUACUCUCAAUGCCUGGCUGUUUGACUUGUUCCAGUAUCGAGAACUAAAAGCAUUGAAAAUAUCAAAGCUUGUAUGUCGGCUAAAAUAGACCCUUUAACUUGUAUGUUCCGUUUAUUCACGUAACCGAACAAAACGUGGGCUGAAUUGGGAAAACAAAUCAUAAAAGCUAAGAAAAGGUCUUUCACCAUUUCUUUUUCUAAUUCUUCGACAGAAAUGUCCCCGGGAAUCCUUGCUGUUUAUAAUUGUGCUCUCUUGAAACUGCCCUGGUAACACAUUUUCCCGCGUUUGACACUGGCUACACGUUUUAUUCAGACAUUGAAAUACCUAUUUUAAAAUGCAUUUCUUCACGACUGAAUUGAAUAUAUAUGACAUCAAUCUCCUCUGCCCCCACAGGUAAACAGGUCCACACCAUGGUAGCUCAUCUGGACGCAGUCACGAGUCUGGCAGUGGAUCCCAAUGGCCUCUACCUCCUCUCAGGAAGUAUGAUAAAUAUAAGAUUUCAUAGUGUUCAACUGAGCAUCUAGGGUAUUUUAUUAUUAGUAUUAUUUCUUCCGGGUCCCUUAAAAAUACAGCGCUGUACUCAUGUGACGGGUGACUAUUUUAGUUAGCUGGAACAACAACAGGUGUGUACAUAAAAAAGGGAAUUUCCAAUUAACUGGCCUCAAGCCAGAAUGGACGCCAUUUUAUUGCUUUAAGUACAUCAUCAUGUAAUGGACCAUGUGAAGUCAUGCAAAAACGCACUACGGUUUAGAGCUUGUACCCAGAUUUCUCAAGUUUUCUGGUCAACAGGUGAUCUCGGAGAGAGAGAUAAAAGAAAGUUAAAUUCUUGGGAAAACCCCUUGGCAGGUAUUUUUUUGCAGUAAGAUGACAUUGAAAUGUCAGGCCAAUUCAAUCAUUUAAUAAGCAAUUAUUGGAUGAUAACCGGAGUAUAGGUCAAGGUCGAGGCAAGUGACGAUCACCAAGACCUUGGUUAUUCCGGAUGUCACAAAAAUCUAAUUGUUUAAUUAGACCUCGUUUUGAAGAAAAUAACGACAAACACACCGUCGCACGGAACGCAGUUUGACACUGCUCUUGGAAAUCGCUCAUUUCGUGCACCUUUCGGUUUGACAGCUGUCUUCUAGCAGAUAACCGACUAAUCGCUGGUUAGUUGGUUGCGGCGAUUUCUAAAGCUAACUGUAGGCUCUUAGCCAAUGAAAAAAAGCAGAUGGCUAGUACAAGGUAUAAUAAUUAACGAUACACUUUUGUUUUUUUAAGGCCAUGAUUGUUCUAUUCGUCUCUGGAAUCUGGACAGCAAAACAUGCGUCCAAGAAAUAACUUCACAUCGGAAGAAAUUUGAUGAAGCCAUAUAUGACGUUGCUUUCCAUCCUAAUCGACCGUACAUUGCUAGCGCUGGCGCCGAUGGGUUGGCUAAGGUCUUUAUUUGA